AGAGUGUUGCUUUUGGGGAGUGUUUCGUGGUUUUCUCCGUCAGUUUAACUUUGGUCUUCCCUCUUGUCACGUUCCCCAGGAACCGUAUCUCUUUAAUGCUUUCAUUUACAGCAGUCUCUGGUCAGUGCUGAAUGUGUAAAUCGGUAGAUGGGUUAUGUGCAUGGAACAACAGGCAUGUUAGCAGCUCUUAUGUUACUGAGAGCUCGCAUGUUGGUACAGAAGAUCUUAAUUAAUUCCAGAGGCACUGCUUCUCUGUUGAAGGAUAGUAUCUCAUUUACAGACGUUUCAGCUUCAGGGCUAUUUGAAGGUCAUGAUCUUCUGCGCAGAGGCUUUACAAGUGUGAAAAAUGAAUUGUUGCCCAGCCACCCACUGGAGUUGACAGAAAAGAAUUUCCAGUUAAAUCAAGAUAAAACAAACUUUGCCACACUGAGAAACAUUCAAGGAAUCCAUGCACCUUUAAAGCUGCAGAUGGAAUUCAGAGCAGUGAAACAGGUCCAGCGUCUACCAUUUCUUCACAGCUCAAACAUGGGAAUGGAUAUUUUGAGGGGAAAUGAUGAAUGCAUUGGUUUUGAGGAUAUCCUUAAUGAUCCUUCCCAGAGUGAGGUUAUGGGAGAACCACACAUGAUGAUGGAGCACAAGCUUGGGUUAUUGUAACAAAAUAUACUUCACAAAAAUGUUUUGUGUGUGUCUUUCUAGUGCAGAUCCAAGUACAUGGUACUAAAUUGACACUCACAGUGUUAAGCAAGCAGACCUAGUUAUUACUUGCCUUCCUUAAUGAAAAGGCACAUUAAAUGUUUAAUGUCUCUAAAUUGUUCUGUGCUUGUUAUCAAUCAUAUAAAUGUCCUGUAACUAGGUAGUUUAAAUAAUGCCUUUUCAUAAACUGCUCAGGACAAUAGCUUCUUAAAUAUGGAAAUGCUAUAUAUGUACACAAAAAAUUCAAAAAUACCCAGGCAUUUUAAAACUGACUACUGUGGUAAAUGCAUUUAAUGGGGGAAGAGGAAGGUAUUUUCCAUUGCAUAACUAUUUGUUCAUGAAAAUUUCCAUACACUUUUUAAACUAUUGAAUAAAAGUUUGCUAUAAAUGCU
Vidua macroura (Pin-tailed whydah) is the source of this 1085-nucleotide messenger RNA. It is a transcript of the gene POMP, whose product is annotated as proteasome maturation protein. Gene Ontology annotation, biological process: proteasome assembly. The transcript has 6 exons. The coding region runs from base 148 to 654 and encodes 168 amino acids. Gene Ontology annotation, cellular component: nucleus; cytoplasm. NCBI's taxonomy places the organism in Eukaryota, Metazoa, Chordata, Aves, Passeriformes, Viduidae. The record is from RefSeq and is a predicted model, not a curated record.